ACUAGUGAGCGUGUAUGAGCCGUUGAGGCCGCCUGUGCAGUGCGCCGGAGAGGCCGCCUCACCAACCUGGCGCUGACAGACGGGUUCCGUCCAGCCAACGGGCCUUGAAGUUGGCAACGGCCGGUUCAGGCUAGUUUGAGCGUGGAUGAGCACAAGACUCAAGAGGCCAGAGCUCGGUCCAGUGCUGAGCGACGUGCCAUCAACAUGGCAACCACAGUAAGCGUAAAUAAAGAAGAGCGGCGAUUCUGGACUGAAUUUAUUGACAUAUAUAGGGAGAAUUCGUCCCUUUGGAAAGUCAAAUCUAAAGAGUAUUCAGAUAAAGUGAAGAAAAAUGCAGCAUAUGACUUGCUUGUUGAAAAAUUAAAAGAAAAAGAUGGUAGAGCUACCCGAGAUACUGUGACCAAGAAAAUUAACAACUUGAGGAGCUCUUUUAGGAAAGAAUGCAAGAAGGUUUUGUCAUCCAUGAAAUCAGGUUCUGGCACCGAUGAUGUAUACACACCAAGUUUGUGGUACUAUAAUUUGCUCUUGUUCCUGAAAGAACAAGAAAUUCCGAGGACAUCUGUAUCGGCCAUUGAACAGGAUCGUAAUGCGUCAUCGAUUGCUGGGGAAGAGGAAAAGGAAGAUUUGGAAGAGGUACCCAGACAUGGCACAUGUUCUCCAAAUGAAGACAUGCAUCGUGAUGACGGUCAUUCACAGAAAAGUGUGUUCAGUGGAGCAACAAAGAGGAAGGCUGAUGAAGAUAAAGUUUUCGUUGAAUCUUACAUCAUGAAAACCUUCGCAGCACAGGCGGCCGAGCGAGAUGAACAUAGUGUGUUCGGUGAACAUGUGGCGAACAGACUACGCAAAUGUGGCAGAUCACAUUAUGACACAGUUAUUGCUCAGCAUAAAAUUGAGAACAUUCUUUUUGAUUUGGAGAUGGGAGCAUAUGACAGAAAUCGUUAUCAGGAACAUCGGCAUUACUUGUCUCCACAGACAAACUGGCAAAAUUCUCCCACAACGAUGAAUGAUGAGGUUGGCACAUCACAAGCAAUUCAGAACACUUUGAUAGUUGGAGACUUGUUUAAGUCGGAGUGUAGUAAACAUGUAAUAGCUGAAGAUGUUGAUGGUGAUUAAGUCGGACCAAAAUGGAGAAUACCUUCAUCAGACAAUUUGAUAUGGAGAACAUUGGGAAUGACUUCUCCUGCAUUGGACUAGUAAUGACGUGUUAUAAUGAUCAAUGAUGACAAUAAGGCAGGUCAUAAUCCCAAAGUCAUUGUUCUAGUUAUAUAGAUACAAUAAAGAUAGUUUUAUUUUUUUAUUUUUUUUCCGAGUAGAUGUUCCUUUUAUUUAUUUAUUUAUUUAUUUAUUUAUUUAUUUAUUUUUUUUUUUUUUUACGUCGUUGCCUAUUGCGCCGGUAGGCAUCUUCCCGGUGGGGCCUGAUGGUCGGCCCAAGGCUUCUUCCAGGUGGGGCCUGAUGGUCGGCCCAGCCCGUUCUGGCGCAGGCGAGUGUUUAUAGUGGCGCCAUCUUGCGGCAUGGCCCUCCGCCGGCUAUGCACUGACAUCCAACUCCAUUGUCAGGUGAGCGUUUUCAGAGACCAGUCAGAGUGACACACCCGGCACUGGCUGACUCAUCACAUGAGAGUCGGCUUAAAACCUCAAUGUACUACAUACCUAAUACUUGCUAGGAUAUGCAAGGACAGUAUCUAGGUUGAAAAGUGAUGUUGACAGGUCAUCAGUUGUUUAUUGUCUAAAAUGAGACUUGCCUGCCCCCCCCCCCCCCCCCCCUUCCCCUUUAAAUGCACGGAUUAAGAGGUAAUUGUAAAAAGUACCACCAUGGGCAGUGUGACGUAACACGUGCUGCCGUAGCCGCAUUCUUCCCCUACGCUACAAUUUAUUUUACCCCCACGCCGUCUUUGCAACCCCCCAUUCCCCCCCCCCACCCCCACCCCCCCACCCACCCACUCUCUUCUGUAAAAAAAUCUUGAAUCAACCUGCACAGCUUCCCUCUGCUUUCUCGUUUCAUAGGAACUCCCAGACAGACCAACAAAAGAUCAUCAUGGCUUAGUUAACAUAUGCAUUGUAUUAAGUUUGUAUUUUGUACUUGUAAAUUGAGUUUAAUAUUUCAUAUUGAUUUGUACUUUCAUGAUUAACUAUAAUAUAUAAGUAACAUAUAGUAAUGCGUUUCUUUCUGUUCAGGCUCCGUCAUCGUGACAUUUGUCUCGCUUGCUUAUAUAAUUGAAUUAUAUUUUUAAAAACUGCACUCCGGGUGGCAUUGUUAGUUCAAGUGAAUACAUUGUCACCGCCGCCCAAGACCAUUUAAACUUUCUUCUAGAGUCUAGACUCUAGACUGUUAGGCUGCACGCGUCCAGGGGUCCAGGACGCGCCUGUUUGUACCUUUUUUUUUUUUUGUGUGUGUGUGUGAAAAGUAAUAAUGAAUGUUGUUACACAAUUACAUCAAAGGAGAUAUAAGGAAAGCAAAGUGAAAGAUGUCAUUAGUAUCAUUUUAAGUUUUUACUUUGCUGCAUGAGAGAAAUAAAGGAUUCUUAGGUUCAGAUUUUUUUAUUUGCUUUUCUUUUUUCCAUAAUCAAAGAAACAAGAGGGAAAAGUAGGCCCGUAACGAUGCUGCUCAUUCAUACAAGAAGUCAAAAAGAAUAUCAAUUUAGUUCUUAAGUAUUACUGAUAUUCAGCUUAUAGAAAGAAGAAUGUUUUAGAGCUUACUAGUGACAUAGAUGAAAUAAUGAAGAUAGGUCACAAGAGAGAGAAUGAUUCCUAAGCCUAUAAACAGCGGCGUUCCACAGGACUCUGCUCUAUCACCCACUCUUUUUAUUGUUGAUUAAUGGUCUUCUUAAACCAAACUCUUCAGUCCACUCUUAUGCCAAUUACUCCACAUCGUUCAACAAGAAACCAACUCAACAACUCAAGGCUGGAUGUAACUGAUUGCUUAACCUCUGACCUUACUAUUAUUUGUGAACGGGGCAGAAGGAAUUUGGUGUCCGUUAAUGCCUCAAAACCUAAUAAAAUUAAAAGUCUUUUGGUUUGUCUUUGUGAAUGAAGGAGACGCUCAUGAGACUCGAGGGUGUGUUUCUCUCUCUCUCUCUCUCUCUCUCUCUCUCUCUCUCUCUCUCUCUCUCUCU
This is a messenger RNA of Eriocheir sinensis (Chinese mitten crab), 3113 nucleotides long. RefSeq lists its product as uncharacterized. NCBI's taxonomy places the organism in Eukaryota, Metazoa, Arthropoda, Malacostraca, Decapoda, Varunidae. The record is from RefSeq and is a predicted model, not a curated record. The coding region runs from base 205 to 1113 and encodes 302 amino acids. The transcript is spliced from 3 exons.